Peniophora sp. CBMAI 1063 is the source of this 804-nucleotide messenger RNA. NCBI's taxonomy places the organism in Eukaryota, Fungi, Basidiomycota, Agaricomycetes, Russulales, Peniophoraceae. The record is from the annotation of a GenBank genome assembly.
AUGUUCACUCGUAAUGCUCUGGCUGCCGCCGCGGUUCUCGCGUCAUCGGCUUACGCGCAAUCGCUCAAUAUCUCGUCUGGAUGCGAGUCUACGCUUGCAGGCAUCGCUGCGUCGCCGGACGCAACUUGCAUAAACGCAGCCGGCCUCGUCACCUCCUUCGCGACCGUGAACGGAGACACCUCGCUGAUCACACCACUCAACUCAUGGUUGGAGGGUCUGUGCUCGCAGGACGCAUGCUCGAACUCGACGCUUAACUCUAUUGUCACCAAUGUCACCAACGGUUGCUCAAGCGAUUUGAGCGCCCUCGGCUACAGCUCGGACGACACACAGGUCGUGAUCCAGGCUGUGCAGCAAUACUACCCGACCGUCCGCUCGCUCGUGUGCUUGCAGAACUCGACAUCACACAAUCUGUGCAUCACCGACGCGCUCAACACCGUCCAGUCAAGCCUGGGCACCACCCUGAGCGAGAAUGGCCUCGAAAGCAUGGUCACGGGCCUCAUCAGCGGCAGCACCAACCUGACCAAGGCGCUCCCGCCGUCGCUCAUCUGCUCCGACUGCACCAAGGCCGCCGUCCAGCUCAUUAACACCGACCAGCCCGGUCUUAUCCCCUCCGACGCCACCGACUACUUCAACCAGCAGUGCGGCUCGAACUUCACAAGCGGCUCUAUGCCGUCCACUGUCGCGGAGACGGCCAAGGGCGAGGGUCUCGCUUCCCAGUCAAGCGGUGCCCUCGCGAGCUUCCCUAUCAAGUCGCUCGUCGGCUCGCUCAGCGUGCUCGCGUCGGCGUUCGUCAUCCUUGCAUAG